CUGGGGUUCUACACCUCGCGACAUCGACAAAUUCCGUGCAACAACUCUUCUUCACACACACACAUACUGGUACCCGCAAUGGCGCCCCAAUCGUCUGAUCAGCACGAUGUUGCAAUAGACGCGCACUCACGCUCUGCCCUUGCUACAACGAAGCAAAAUCUCCGCUACCUCUACGACCCGAAAACAGCAGGUGCUGGCGCCGUCUCAUCUCGCCGCACCCGCGCUGCCUUACGCGUCCUACGCUCCAGCUUAAUUUUCAUCUUCUGGCGCGUUGUGCGCUACGCAAAAUAUGUCGCUAUUGGCUCAUUGGUUGCUACAAUAGGCGCAGGCGCAAUUGGCACAUUUGUCAGCGGUGCAGGUUUCGUGCUUGCGCCUACAGGCAUCGCAGGAACCAUCAUUGCAAGCUCGGUGUGGGGCAUUGGACGUUUUGCUGUUCGCAGAGUGAAGAGGAGAUGGGAGACGGGCCACGGGUAUGGGGAUGCGGAGGAGAGGGCGGAAGCGAGAAGGAGCAGGGCUGCGCAGAUGGAGCGUGGGCCCGAGGCGCUGCCUUGGUGA
This is a messenger RNA of Macroventuria anomochaeta, 555 nucleotides long. RefSeq lists its product as uncharacterized. NCBI's taxonomy places the organism in Eukaryota, Fungi, Ascomycota, Dothideomycetes, Pleosporales, Didymellaceae. The record is from RefSeq and is a predicted model, not a curated record. Bases 79 to 555 code for a protein of 158 amino acids. The transcript has a single exon.